This is a messenger RNA of Plasmodium relictum, 1914 nucleotides long. RefSeq names its product integral membrane protein GPR180, putative. The transcript is spliced from 2 exons. The record is from RefSeq and is a predicted model, not a curated record. Bases 1 to 1914 code for a protein of 637 amino acids. NCBI's taxonomy places the organism in Eukaryota, Apicomplexa, Aconoidasida, Haemosporida, Plasmodiidae. Gene Ontology annotation, biological process: G protein-coupled receptor signaling pathway; response to pheromone.
AUGGCAAAAAGAGUAAACUAUCUUUUUUUUUUUGGGAUUUUAACUUUUUUUAUAGCUAAUACUUAUGUGAAAGGAAAAGUAUUUCAAGGAACUUUUAACAUAAAAAAAAAUGAAAAAAUUCAUUAUUUAACAAAAUUCAGUUGUAAUAUAGGAACUUGCCAAUUCAAAAUUAAAAUGAGACUUAAAGAUAAUAUAUAUGAAAAAUUAACCCAUAAUUAUUAUAAACUUAGUAGUGAAUUACUAAAUGAUAAAGAGGACAACACAAAUAAUAAUUUAUUUAAUAUGAAUUAUGAUAAUGCAUACUAUGUAUUAACCAGUAAUAAAUUAGAGUUUAUUCCUCAAAGAAUAACAUUAAUAUUGGAUAAUGAACAAAGAUAUAUAAAUAAAGAUGAAAAAUGUUUUUCUUUUGGAAAACUAAGAAAUACUCAUAAUUUCAACUUACCUUUUAAUUUUAAGUAUUAUGAUUUAGUUAAUAGUAAAACAUAUGAUAAGUUAAAAAAUUUUAUAAAUAAUAAAUACACAAUAUCAUUCAAUAAAAUUUACAGUGAAUUAAAAAAUAAUAAAUUAAUGCAAUCAGAAAUGUUAAAUUACACAUCUUUAGGGAAUGAAAAAAAUUCUAAUUAUGAGAAUAAAGAUAUAACUGCCAAGACGACACAUCGUGUUCAUGUUUGGUUUUUAAUGUUUGAUGACUGUUAUGAUAGCCUUAUUAAUAAUUUGAAAUUAAGUAUAAAAACUAAAAUAGCUUACUGGGAAUAUUUAUCAUAUGCAUCAAAACUCCAUGAUAUUUCAAGUCUAGCAUAUGCAAAAUUAGAUGAUGACACAAAAUUUUACAGUUCAAAUAUUUUUGAUAAAAAAACAUUUCUUGAAAGUCCUAAAAGACUUUUAUUUUUAGAAAAAAAUUUCACUAAAGUUGAGGUAGGAGAUAUGUCUUUCUUUAUUAAGUAUCAUAAUUUUGAUAAUAUGAAAAGUUUUAUUAAUAUGUAUAAUAAUUUAUAUAAAAAUGGGUUUUAUGAAAAAAUUAUUGAUCAUAUAUAUGAAAAUGAUGGAUUUACUGUUGAAUAUGAAGUUAAUAUAUUUCAAACAAAUAAAUCUCAUUUUUCUUAUGAAUUACAGUAUUCUCCCAUUCUUACUUUUAUUUUAACUGUUUUAUAUAUAUUUUUAAUUUUUCAAUAUGGUAGUAAAAUUAUUCAAAAUGUUGUAUCUAAAAAGCAUAAGCAUGGAAUGAUUCUAUGUGUAACUUUUGUAAUAUUAAUACAACUAUUGUCAAAUUCUCUUUUAUUUAUUCAUUUAUUAGUUUAUUCAAAAAAUGGUAUUGGUAUACAUAUUUUUAAGAUUUUUUUUAAUUUAUUGAAUUUUUUAGCUCAAAUUGUUAUGUGUACCAUGUUACUUUCAUUAAGUUACGGUUUAACAAUUUUUGAAUCAAGUUUUAAUAUUUUCAUAAGAAUUAAAGUGAUAUUUUCUCUUAUCACAUUUUUUCAUAUUGUUUUAGUUAUAUUAGAUAACACAUAUAUUAUGGAAUCAUCUUCAAAAUAUUUUGAUAACGAUAAUAUAACUGGUUAUAUAAUAGUAUUUUUAAGAAUAAUCUUGACUAUUAUAUAUCAUGUUAACAUAAAUAAUUUAUUUUUAAUGUCAAAGAUAUCACCAAUUCGUAGGUUUCUUAAAAAGAUGUACAUUUUUGGCAUAUUUUACAUACUCUCAUUUCCUAUAAUUUUUAUGAUAUGCUAUAUAUUCGAUACAUACUGGAGACAGAGAUUCAUGCUAUUUGGAACAUCCUUCUUACAGUUUGUUUCUACCUAUUUUAUUACGAAAAUGUUCUUAACAAAUUCAGAAUAUUUUAAAGUUUCUGACUUGUCAGCAAGUGAUCUUCCUGGAGCAACAUCCAGUUGGUUUAAUCAAAAAUUUCAUGCAUAUUAA